Molecule: messenger RNA, 657 nt
Organism: Symbiodinium sp. CCMP2592
Lineage: Eukaryota; Dinophyceae; Suessiales; Symbiodiniaceae
Source: the annotation of a GenBank genome assembly
AUGACUGAUCUUCGUCGUCGAUUUCAGAAUCCGAUCGGAUUACGGGCGCUCGCGCACGGCUCCUACAACGAGCUCUGUCGGCCUUGCGUAGACUGUGGUCUCUACACGGGAAGUUACUGUGACGGCGACAGUGAGGAUUGCUUCGCUGCCGAUCGUGUGCCGAGCGAACAAUGGGCCGACAAUCAGCGUACUCCGCUCUGCACCGCCUGUGAUCGCAGGCACGACAUGUGCCGCUUCUGUCGAGGGAUCCCUUGGGCGACGCCGCCAGCACACCGCGAUCGCGAUCGACACCAGCCGGCUGGCCAUGAUCACGGGCCGGUGCCGAAGGCUCCGCCUGGUGCUCAUGAAGCCGCUCCGAACAGAGGCUUCGAUCAGCCGGUCUUUUAUGUGGAUCAUCAGGGGGGCCAGCCCUCUCAGGGCAGGAUGAAUGCUGCCUGGGCUGGCCCAUCUCCGAGUUUCGCUGGUGGCAGCUCGACUCCGGGGACCAAAGCUCCGCCGACCCCCAAUCAGAUCGCAGCGUAUCAGGCUGGUCGCGCUGGAGCUCCUCCGCGGGCCAAGCCCAAAGCGGAGCCUUCGGCAGCGUUUCGGCAGGCAGAAGCGGAGCUCAUUGAGCUGCUCGGUGCUGCCCACCUGGACGAUCCGGCGUCGGAUCGUUAA